Molecule: messenger RNA, 4352 nt
Organism: Hyalella azteca
Lineage: Eukaryota; Metazoa; Arthropoda; Malacostraca; Amphipoda; Hyalellidae
Product: tyrosine-protein kinase sid-3
Exons: 15
Coding region: 132-4352 (1406 amino acids)
Biological process (GO): protein phosphorylation
Molecular function (GO): ATP binding; protein tyrosine kinase activity
Source: RefSeq, a predicted model, not a curated record
UUUUGCGCUGCCAUUCCAAAGAAAAUAAAAUGAAAUUUAGGAGAAAUGGAUGCUAAGGAAAAAACCUGGCUGGCUUACAUGAUCAACUGUAGCUUUUUCUUGAGAUAGUCAUUUAUCUUAAUUGAAGUGAAAUGUCUAGAACAACGGAGUCUUCAGUAGAGGGUCUGAGCAGCCCAGACGCUGCAUCUGUCCAGGAGCUGCGGCAGCUGCUGCAAGACGUCCAGCUGCAGCAUUUCUUACCUCGGCUUCGUGAUGACCUUCAGGUAACUCAACUAAGCCAUUUUGAGUUUGUGCGCUGUGAAGAUUUGGAGCGCAUUGGGCUAGGCAAGCCAGCGGCCCGACGUCUUCUGGAUGCCGUCAAAAAGCGACGGGCCGUUCUGUGGCGGAAGGCUGUCCUGGCUAAGCUGCGGCCGGGGGUGUCGGGAGGCACUGCAAGUUUCCCCUCCAAGAAAGAAGACAUCACUUCUGUGCCUCCUGAUGUUCCUGGAGGCCUCACAUGCCUCAUUCAAGAGAAGGACAUAGUGAUGGGCAAGCGGCUGGGUGAUGGUAGCUUUGGUGUGGUCAAGGAGGGUCAAUGGACCACAUCCAAUGGGGCGGUCAAGAAGGUGGCGGUGAAGAUGCUGAAGGUGGACGUGGUGGCGGUGGCCGGAGCUUUGGAAGACUUCAUGAGGGAGGUGGCAGCCAUGACAGAGCUGUCGCACCCCAACCUGAUACGGUACUGUCACCCCCAACCUGAUACUGUCACCCCCAACCUGAUACUGUCACCCCAACCUGGUAUGUCACCCCAACCUGAUACUGCAAAGCUGGGGGACUUUGGACUGUCUCGCUCCCUGAACCAGUCUGACGACUGCUACAUCAUGACGGAGCCGAAGAAGGUGCCCUUCCCCUGGUGUGCCCCUGAGAGUCUUAAGACCAAGACUUUCUCCCAUGCUUCGGACAUAUGGAUGUUCGGGGUGACGGUGUGGGAGGUGUACAGUCGUGGGCAGGAGCCCUGGGCGGGGCUCAACGGCGCUCAAAUUCUCAGCAAAAUCGACGCAGGCGAGAGGCUCAGUAAACCUGUCGCCUGCAGCCAUGCUACCUACACACUCAUCACUCAGGUGACUCAUCACUCGUCUGCUCACUCAGGUGACUCAUCACUCGUCUGCUCACUCAGGUGUGUUGCUGUGGGGGACAGUGUUGCUGUGGUGCACGGCAGGUGUGUUGCUGUGGGGGACAGUGUUGCUGUGGGGGACAGUGUUGCUGUGGUGCACGGCAGUGCGGACGCGUUUUGGUGGGUGGGGGAGAACGAGCGCACGAGGGAGGUGGGGGAGUUCCCCCGCUGUAUCCUGGAUACGGCCCGCCCCUUCCUCCCCCAGGACAUCAGCUCCCCCCUGCGCAACUCCUUCAUUCAUACGGGUCACGGUGGCAGCGACAAGACGUGGGGACACCCCAGCCAUAUAGACGAGGUGUUCCUACGCAACCCCCUCACCCCCACUGGUGGGGACCCUUCAUCCCACCUCACUCCCACUGGGGGGGACUUGUCAUCCCACCUCGUCUCGGGCAAGCCUCCCCAUCACCGCAAGCACAAGCAUGCUAGUCUGCGUGUGAAGGCAAGUACCCGGCAGGGGGCGGAGCGUCUCUUCCAGUACAACAAACUUGCCCCCCACACCUGGCCUGACGACUUGACUCCUGCCCCAGCGGCUGCCCCCCAGGACGCACCCGGGGACCCCCCGUUGUCACGUCUUCGCUCGUACUCUGCCAGCGACCUGCGUACCUCCCCUCCUCCUCCCCACACCCCCACACUCCCCGCACUCCCCUCCCUCAGGGGGAGUGUGUCAUCCCUCAGUGACCUCCCCACUCAGCUCUCUCCACCCUCACCCCCCUCAUCCCUGCACCAGCCCACCUACUGCAACGUCCCGUCGGGUGAAGCCCCCCACGAGCUGGCCUCCGGUGGAGGGGAGGUUAGAGUCCCCGUGCGCCCCCCGCCCGCGCCCCCCGUGGCCAAACCCUCCCUGCCGCCCCCCGAGGACGAAACCUACGAUGGCUCAGACUCUGACAGUUUUUAUGACGACUUCUCGACCGUGUAUGAGAACUCGGAGCAGUGGGUCCAGGGGGCCCAGUCCCACGCGGUCUAUGGUAACAUUAAUGGGACCAAUUACGGGCCUUCUUCGGUCCCAGUUAUGUCCCAGGACCCAAUUUACGGAAAUGAAGCACCAAUUAACAAUAGGUCCAAUUUGCAGCAAGAGGUUUCAGUGACUGUCGCUGCCGACAUGGGUACAGUGUAUGAUGAACCUCCGCUGGAGUUUCCUUCAGUAGGAUAUGGGUCUCGGAACUUUCCGUUUUCAAGUGUUGAUGAUAAUCAUGAAUCUCAAAUAUUUGCUGCCUCUGCCUUCAAUGAUAAUUGUCACAUGAUGCAAGACAUUUCACGGGAACGAUCGGAAGCUCGCGGUGAAGGAAGUCCCGUGGAUUUGAGACCUACAAAAGCUGGACAAAAUUUACAGCUUGCCAGACAAUCGCUACCUGCUUCAAGUACUAAUACACAAAAUAUUGACGCUAGUUCAAUGAGGAAUUCAAUGCCAGGUUUUGAAACACAAUUUCCAGAUACAACAGGACCUUUCAAGAUGCCCAGUGGCCAAAUUUCUAACGAGGCGAAUGCCUCGACUCCUCGGGCCGAAGUUGCCAGCGUUCUCAGUUCACAGCUGAGCAAGAUGUGGCUUAGAUCCAUGGCUCAGUCCCCUUCGUCAGUGCCUUCUUCGCCCUUCAAGACAUCACAAAGCGUUAACAGGAACACGUCAGUCGUCAUGACGACAUCGUCUCAACAGACGUCGAUGACAUCGAACGUCUUCUCAGCAACCGACGACGAGCGUAGCGAUAGCGGGAGCUAUGCCACUCUUCCUAGAGCGCACAACAGCGAUAAGAACUCCGAUAUCAGCAACAGAGAUAACAAGAACGUGUCGCUUGUCAACCCUCAAACUCGCGAUAUGCUCACCCAUAUCAAAAAUAACUCCAACUUUCUGAAAGACCUCGAGAAAAGUUUAGGCAAAGCCCAAAUAAGUGCGAAUACUUAUUCAGGCGUCCGUUCUCCCGGUCUGGUACAAGAAGUCCAAUCUUCCUCUGCGAAUUCUGGGUUACUGAUGAAAACUAGUAGUAUUUCUACCACUGGCAACACCACGCAUUCAGACAUGAAUGAACGUAGCACAAAUGUUGUGCGUGUUGCGUCCUCUGAUAUUUUCCAAGGCGCACAAGGAAAUCUGGCCGGUCAACCGAAGCCUUUGCAGGAAUCAAAAUUGAAUCUUGCUUCUACGACGAGCUCGUUUAAUCUUCCUGCCACUGCCUCGUUUACAACUCCGUUUACUGAUUCGUUCAAUCCUUCUUUCAGUGAUUCUUUUUGUCCGACAUUCUCGUCUGCUACUGUUACACAGUCUGCUGGUGCGCAGUCUGCUGUUACGCAGUCUGUUGGUGCGCAGUCUGCUGGUGCGCAGUCGAGCGGUGCGUUUUCAGACCUGAACGUUGAGGUAUCAUCAAAAACGCUGGGUCUGGAGACCAAGGCCACGGUUGAUACACGUCGAUUUUUCGCCAAGAACACGGCCCACGUGCGGCCUAUCGUGCAGACCACGCCUAGGCCUCCUUCGCCAUUUCUAUUUCAACAAACCCGAGCUUUAUUUCCUUCGUCUCAUCAGCCCGCUUCUGACAUGACCAUGAACUACCCAGCAAACGCCGGUCCCGUGUUCUCGAGCGCCGGUCCCGCGUUCUCGAGCGCCGGUCCCGGGUUCUCGAGCUCCGGUUCCGCGUUCUCCAGCGCCGGUCCCGCGUUUUCGAGCGCCGGUCCCGCGUUCUCAAGCACCGGUCCCGCGUUCUCAAGCACCGGUCCCGCGUUCUCGAGCUCCGGUCUCGGGUUCUCGAACGUCGAUAGUUCUGCAGGCACGUUAGACGUCGCUAACGCAUCCUACACGUCGCCAAACGUUCCCUUUGGGAGCUCCAGUAGCUCCAGCGUCGGGAACUUUGCGGGUCCGCUCAGUGGGCAGCAGCAACAACAGCAGUUACAACGUCGACCGGAGAUUGCCAUCCAACCAACGCUCGUUCUCAGCCCGCAAGUUACCGUUAAUUACAAUCAGCUGAUGUGCGGUGGUGACGGUACAGCAGGUGCAGGCUCAGGUGCAGCAGCUGCCGAGCAGCUGGUGCUGCGCGUGGCAGCUGCAGUGUCGGGGAGCACCGCCCCCGAGGCCCGCCAGGCGCUGCACGUCGCGGGGGGCGAAUACCGGGGGGCUGUGCAGUACCUGAAGGUGGAGAAGCUCUACAGGUGCAGUACCUUCGCUCUCAUGCUGUUCUUUUGUUACCACGUUGCUCUUUCAUCAUUGAUUUAUCCACUCUGA